AUGGAAAACCAACAGCAACCGUCUUCAACAUCGCUUUGCCGUGGAGGAUGUGGCUUCUUUGGUUCUAGUGCAACUGAGGGACUCUGCUCAAAAUGUUUUAAGGACAACAUCAAGCGUAAGCAGGACACUGCCCGCUUAUCUCCCACAGUUCCCGUAGCCGUUCCUAUGGCCGCAUCCUCUUCUACUUCAACUUCCACCUCUUCCUCCUCCUCCUCUUCUCCGAGUUCUACCGUCCCGGAACCAGCUCAGACUUGUGCUCAAGCCGCUCUUUCUAAUUCCGAUGUUACUGCAAUUUUAGAGAGUGCAGAAGCAAUUGCUGCAACUGAGUCGGAAGCGUGUAGCAAACCAACGGAAAGUCCUGUGGUUGCAUCUGAUGCUCCUGCCCCGGUGAAGAAAGCUAAUCGUUGCCUAAUGUGUAAAAAAAAAGUCGGUUUGACGGGUUUCACUUGCCGUUGUGGCGGACUUUAUUGUGGUGAUCAUCGCUAUGAUAAAGCUCAUAAUUGUUCAUUCGAUUAUAAAACAAUGGAGCGUGAAGAGAUUCGUAAAAACAAUCCUGUCGUUGUUUCGGAUAAAAUCCAACGGAUCUGA
This is a messenger RNA of Auanema sp. JU1783, 588 nucleotides long. NCBI's taxonomy places the organism in Eukaryota, Metazoa, Nematoda, Chromadorea, Rhabditida, Rhabditidae. The record is from the annotation of a GenBank genome assembly.